AUGCCCCUUACAAAGAUUCGUCUUGGAUCUGUCUACCAGCAGGCCAUCCCUAGCGGGGUCAGAAGGCUAUCGACCACAGUGCCUUUACGGCAAGGAAUGACCCUAUUACAGGACAAAGAGAAUGGCUUUGGGUUUGCAAGGUCUAAUCCAAGACCAGUCAAACCGAGAAGCAAGGGCGUGACAGAGAUCCGGGGCCCGUACUAUACAUCAAGGUCAUGGGGAAGCGAUAUCUCGCAGAUGUUCUCGAAACGUAAUGAUGGGCAACCAUGUGGACGGCCUCAAGUUUGCUGGAGGUUGGUACGGUGCACACUUGGAAGACAGCGAGUACUCACCCGAAGACCAGGUUCAUUCUCCUUGUUCCCAGAGAAGCCUUUGCGCGAAUUAAUUGAUCUCGCCCACGACCAUAGUGUCUAUGUUUCGACCGGAGGCUGGGCUGAGCAUCUGCUCACUCACCCUGAUGCGAGUACCGUGUUUGACCGCUACCUAAGUAAGUGCAAGGACCUAGGGUUCGAUGUCAUCGAGUGCUCCUCUGGAUUCCUGUCGAUACCCGAGGAUGACUGGCUUCGACUAGUCGACAAAGUCCAUUCGUACAAGCUCGAGCCCAAGCCGGAACUGGGUAUCCAGUUCGGGGCUGGGGGAGAUACCUCAACCUCAGGCCUGGAAGCCAUCGGAACCUCUGAUCCUGGAAAGCUAGUCAAUCUGGGCCACAGGUUCCUCGAUGCCGGCGUGAAGCGGUUGAUGAUCGAGUCGGAGGGCAUUACGGAGAAUGUGAGCUCAUGGCGGACGGACGUGGUGUCGAAGAUCAUGAAGGAGCUGCCUCCGGAGCGGGUCAUGUUCGAAGCGGCGGACCCCAAAGUGUACGACUGGUACAUCCGCGAGUUUGGCAUCGACGUGAACCUGUUCGUGGACCAUAGCCAGAUUGUGCAGUUGACAGGCCUCCGGUCGGGGAUCUGGGGCACCGCAGAUACGUUUGCCAAGGUGGUCUCGUUCCGCUAG
Molecule: messenger RNA, 996 nt
Organism: Penicillium lagena
Lineage: Eukaryota; Fungi; Ascomycota; Eurotiomycetes; Eurotiales; Aspergillaceae
Product: phosphosulfolactate synthase
Exons: 4
Coding region: 1-996 (331 amino acids)
Source: RefSeq, a predicted model, not a curated record